UGUGCAGACACACCCACACAGUACACACACACGCAAGGAAAUUUUCCCCGUCGCACACGCAGACACGCACAGUAUAGACGCACACAAUACACACACGCACACGCACAUGGCGCUGAGUGGCAGGGCUUGAGGAUGGAGGUGUGAAGCAUGGCAUGCCGAGGCAGCACUUGGGGAGUAUUGACGGAGGACAAUGCCCGGUUCGUGCUGUUGGCGGCCCUCAUCCUGCUCUACAUGCUGUUCGGAGCAGCCGUCUUCUCCUCCAUCGAGCAGCCGGGGGAGAAGGAAGCCCGUCAGCGGUGGCUGGAGAGACAGGAGAACUUCAGCCUGCGAUACAACGUCAGCCACGUGGAGCUCAGUAACCUGCUCAGGUUCUACGAGGAAGCUAACGUGGCCGGAAUUCACGUGGACAGUAUCAGCCCUCGCUGGGACUUCUCUGGGGCAUUUUAUUUCGUGGGAACCGUGGUCUCAACCAUAGGUUUUGGGAUGACCACUCCGGCCACGGUGUCGGGCAAAAUCUUCCUGAUAUUUUACGGGCUGGUGGGCUGCGCGGCGACCAUCUUGUUCUUCAACUUGUUCCUGGAGCGCCUGGUCACGCUGCUGGCCUACAUCCUGAAGAGCCUGCAUGAGAGACAGCUGAGGAGAGGGGGGCUCCUACCCCAAGACAACAGCCAGGAACCAAGCCCCAUGGCGGAGGUGGACAGCCUGGCCGUGUGGAAACCCUCCGUUUAUUACGUGAUGCUAAUCCUGGGCGUGGCGGCCAUUUUGAUCUCCUGUUGUGCCUCUGCGAUGUAUGUUCUCGUCGAGGGCUGGAGCUACCUGGACUCCCUCUACUUCUGCUUUGUGGCUUUCAGCACCAUUGGCUUUGGGGACCUGGUGAGCAGCCAGAAGGUGGCCUACCGGCUCCAGGGCCUGUACAAGUUCGGUAACUUCAUCUUCAUCCUCAUUGGCGUCUGCUGUAUCUACUCUCUCUUCAACAUCAUCUCCAUCGUCAUCAAGCAGUUCCUCAACUGGAUGCUGAGGAAGUCUGGUUGGCGGUUCUGCCAGGGUUGGCAGAGGAAGCUCUUCCCGCCCCGCAGGAACGCUGUUGUGCCGGGGAACGAGUGGCCCAGGCGCAAGAUCUCCAUCGAGACGGACGGGGUGAACGAGAGCGAGACAGAUGGACGCCGCGUGUCCGGGGAGCUCAUCUCCAUGAAGGACUUCCUGGCCUCCAACAAGGUGUCUCUGGCCAUCAUGCAGAAACAGCUGUCAGAGACGGCCAACGGUCACCCGAGAGCCAUCAGCAACUGCUCCCGGCAUGACAACUUCUUGGGGGGAGUCGGGCCUCUGGCCAUCAUGAACAACAGGCUGGCGGAGACCAGUGUAGAACGCUAAGACCACCCAAAAAGGGUCGCAGUCACCCCCUGUCUUCAAAACCAAUAGCACCAACAACAAAUUACUUUCAC
This is a messenger RNA of Callorhinchus milii (elephant shark), 1442 nucleotides long. RefSeq names its product potassium channel, subfamily K, member 13a (gene kcnk13a). Gene Ontology annotation, biological process: potassium ion transmembrane transport; stabilization of membrane potential. The record is from RefSeq and is a predicted model, not a curated record. Gene Ontology annotation, cellular component: membrane. Bases 148 to 1371 code for a protein of 407 amino acids. The transcript has 2 exons. Lineage: Eukaryota; Metazoa; Chordata; Chondrichthyes; Chimaeriformes; Callorhinchidae. Gene Ontology annotation, molecular function: potassium ion leak channel activity.